AUGAAGGGCACGUUCACGGCGCUUGAUGUGGCAGCGAUGCUCAAGAUGAUUGGACCUGAGAUCAUCGGGUGUUCAGUGAAGAACAUCUACGACCUCACCGGGCGGACCCUGCUGUUCAAGCUCCAAGCCCGUGGUCGCAAGCCCUCGUUGCUGGUCGAGUCGGGCGUCCGGCUCCACCUGACCACCUAUGAGCGCGCCCGUCCGCCCAAGCCCUCGGGCUUUGUCACCAAGCUGCGCAAGCACUUGCGUGAGUCGCGGGUGGCGGCUGUUCAGCAGUUGGGCAUCGACCGGGUGGUGCUGCUGACGUUUGCGUCGCGGGAGGGACUCCAUCAUCUGUAUGUGGAGCUGUAUGACCAGGGCAAUGUGGUGUUGCUGGACUCUGAGAUGGUGAUUCUGGCAACGAUGCGGAGGCGUGUGGAUGCCGAGGCCGGCGUCAAGAUUGCGCCUCGGGAGGUGCUGGACGUGGCGAGCGCCCGCAACGUGGGCGAGGUGCUCGACGACGAGCGGAUUCGUGCGCUGCUGCCGGAAGCGGGCUCGCCGUUCAAUUUGCUGCUCCGGUCGUCGAUGUACGGCAAGGAGCUGGCGCAGCACGCGCUCCUCGGCGCCGGCGUGGACGGCAAGGCCGAAGCCGAAGAGGUGCUGGCAUCCGACGAUGGGGUGUCCCAGAUUGCGGCGGCGUGUCGCGAAGCCGACGGCAUUGUCGAUGUGCUCUCGCCGCGGUUUGUGGUCGAGGGCUCCAACACGCAGGAUCCAGACGAGCCGAACGAGGUUGUGCCUGGCUACAUUAUUCUGCUGCCCAAGAAGGGCCACGAAGUCGAUCCGGCUGCGCCGCUGGUGGUGAGCUACGUCGAGGGCAUGGCCAUUCCGCCUGCCGGCUUUAAGGCUGGCUACUGUAUCCCGCAUCUGUGGCGGCAGUUUGCGGACGCGUCGCGGAUCGAGUUCACCUCGUUUGAUGUUGCGGUCGAUGCAUACUUUUCGUGCAAGGAGAUGGCAAUGGCGUCGACGACCAAGACGACCAAGGGUGACAAGGCCGAGAAGAAGAUCGACAAGGCGCGAAAGGACCAGCUCAAUCGGGUGGCCGGACUGGCGGCCAAGGUCGACGACUGCACAGCCAAGGCACAGGCAAUCGAGGUCUCAGUCGACGAAGUGGAGCAGGCCAUCCUCAUCAUCCGGUCGGCGCUGGAGAACGCUGUUGAUUGGGAAGAGCUCGGGCGGAUUGUCAAGGAAGAGCAGCGGCGUGGCGAGCCAAUCGCAUGCCUCAUCACCAAGCUCAAGCUCGAGUCGUCGGCCAUUGCGCUCAAGCUGCCGGACCCGACGGGCGACGAGGGCGCGACGCGGGUGGUCGACAUCGACGUUACCGAGUCGGCGUACGCCAACGCACAGGAGUACUACGCCAAGGCCAAGGCGGCGCGGACCAAGCACGCCAAGUCGCUCGCGGCGCUUGACAAGGCCAUGGACGCCAUCGAGAAGCGGGCGCGUGCCAAGGCAGCCAAGGCCGAGGGCAAGGUUGGCCAAUCCAAGGUCAAGAUCCAGGCCACCCGCAAGGCGCUGUGGUUUGAAAAGUUCAACUGGUUUGUGUCGUCGGAGCGGUUUAUGGUCGUCUCUGGCCGCGACGCCCACCAGAAUGAGCUGCUCGUCAAGCGGUACCUUGACAAGCACGACAUAUACGUCCACGCCGACAUCCACGGCGCGGCAUCGCUCAUCAUCAAGAACCCGAGCGGCGGUGUCAUUCCGCCCAACACGCUGGCCGAGGCCGGGUGUGCGUGCGUCUCGCGCUCGGCUGCGUGGUCAGCCAAGAUUGUCUCUUCGGCCUGGUGGGUCUAUGCUCACCAGGUCUCCAAGACUGCGCCGUCGGGUGAGUACCUCUCGACCGGAUCGUUCAUGAUUCGCGGCAAGAAGAACUUUUUGCCGCCGAACCCUCUGGUCAUGGGCUACGGCAUUGUGUUCCGCACUAAGCUUCCUGUCCACGCGGCGCUGACGGUGGCUGAUGGUGCCGGACCGUCGGCGGAAGUUGCUAGCGAGGGGGCAGGCGAGGUGGCAUGCCUGGGGGCAGGCGAUGGUGCGAUUGGAGAGGCUGUCGCCGCUGCCGCGGAUGAUGGCGACCCGGACGACGACUCGGACGACGACUCGGAGGACGAGGGCUCGGACGAUGGCCUGUUUCCGGACACGCCGGCGUACGAGACGCCGACUGGAGCUGGAGCUGGGGCCGGAGCCGACGGCGCUGGUCGCGGGCCGGCGAUCCCCGCGAGCGGCACGGAAGGCGGCAAGGGGGGCGGCAAGCGGCGGAUCACCGCCAAGGAGCGCAAGCUGCUGCGCAAGGCUCGGAAAGAGGGGCGCGAGCUCGACUUGGAGACGCUGCGGGCGGAGCUUGCGGCAAGCAAGCGGGCGGCAGCAGCGGCAGCGGCGCGUGAUGGCGGCAACAACAAGAGCAGCCGCGGCGACGAGGCGUCCGACUCGGGAACCCAGGAUGGGACAGCAGCCAGCGAAGUGUCGGAGCGGACCAAGCGGCGGAAGCGGAACAAGCUCAAGAAGAUGAUGGCCAAGUAUGCCGACCAGGACGACGAGGAGCGGCGGGCGCGGAUGCGCGAGCUGGGACACUCGGAAGAUGUCAUUGCGGCGGCGCUCGGAGAGCCGAGCGAGGGCGGGGACGACAACAACGGCGACGAAGAGAGCGGGAGCGGGUCGGACGGCUCUGCCGCCGACGAGACGGCAACCAUUGUGACGGACCUGCGGCGGACCAUGACCGACGCCGAACGCGAGGCCAUCCACGAGAAGCAGCGGAAGAAAGUCGAGUCCGAAGUGGCGUCGACAGUGUCGCUCAUGCAGACGCUGGUGGGCAACCCGGCGUCAAUGGAUGCGUCACGCGAGGGUGACGAGAACCUGGACUCGACCGGCGGCGACAACGAGCUGCUGUACGCGCUGGUCAUGUGCGGACCGUGGUCAGCCUUCUCCAAGUUCAAGUACAAGGUCAAGCUUGUGCCCGGCGACGGGAAGAAGGGCAAGGCGGCGCGGGCAGCGGUGGCUAACUUUAUGAGCCUCGCCAAGAAGACGCCCGGCCAGCUUGCACUCAUCAAGUCGCUGAAGGAUAAUGACCUCAUUCCGCCGAUGCUCGGCGGCGUCGAAGUCCAGAUUGCCGGCGGCGGCAAGGGCAAGGGCAAGGGCAAGGGCAGAGGCAAGGGCCGAGGCAAGGGCGGCAAGAAGGGCGGCGGCAAGAAGCGCUGAUACAUUGCAGCAUGUGCGCGCGCCGCUCGUCACGACACUGCAGCCAUGCGGAACCGCUCUGGUGGGAUUAGCGAUUCGUUGACGGCAAACUGUGGAGACUCGAUGGCCUGGAUGAGGACGACAAAGCGAUCCAUAAAGGCCUUGUAGUCGUCAAGGGUAAAGUCGUCCGUCGAGAA
Messenger RNA from Thecamonas trahens ATCC 50062, 3398 nucleotides. RefSeq names its product serologically defined colon cancer antigen 1. Gene Ontology annotation, cellular component: RQC complex. NCBI's taxonomy places the organism in Eukaryota, Apusomonadida, Apusomonadidae. Gene Ontology annotation, biological process: rescue of stalled cytosolic ribosome; ribosome-associated ubiquitin-dependent protein catabolic process. Bases 1 to 3222 code for a protein of 1073 amino acids. Gene Ontology annotation, molecular function: ribosomal large subunit binding; tRNA binding. The record is from RefSeq and is a predicted model, not a curated record. The transcript is spliced from 2 exons.